This is a messenger RNA of Ananas comosus (pineapple), 1616 nucleotides long. RefSeq names its product GPN-loop GTPase 1. The record is from RefSeq and is a predicted model, not a curated record. Bases 120 to 1331 code for a protein of 403 amino acids. The transcript is spliced from 8 exons. Gene Ontology annotation, molecular function: GTPase activity. NCBI's taxonomy places the organism in Eukaryota, Viridiplantae, Streptophyta, Magnoliopsida, Poales, Bromeliaceae.
CCCAUACGAAAACGCUCACUCUCGUCCCCGAUCGACUCCCCCUCCCACUCCGCGCGAGGGAAUUAGGGCUUCAUAGAGAGGUGUUUAGAGAACUUUGAGUAGGAGUCGAGCAUUUGGUAAUGGAGAUUGACUCGGAGACCAGCUCAAGCUCAAGUAAACCCAUGGAGAUGGAGACGGAGGAGCCCAUCGUGAGUGGGUCGGACUCAAAGGGUGAAGAAAAGGAGGAACUUUCUGAUUCGAUAAAGAAUCUGAACAUUGAGGAGUCAUCAUCCGGAUCGUCAAAUGCCAAUUUCAAGAGAAAGCCAGUAAUCAUUAUCGUUGUUGGGAUGGCGGGGACUGGAAAAACUACCUUUCUUCACAGGUUGGUCUGUUACACACAGGCCUCGGGUAUCCGUGGGUACGUCUUGAACCUUGACCCGGCGGUAAUGACCCUGCCGUUUGGUGCAAAUAUUGAUAUAAGAGACACAGUUCGCUACAAGGAAGUGAUGAAGGAGUACAAUCUCGGCCCAAAUGGUGGAAUUCUCACUUCGUUAAAUCUCUUCUCAACUAAGUUUGAUGAGGUUGUAUCCAUGAUCGAGAGACGGGCAGAUCAGUUAGAUUAUGUUUUGGUCGACACACCUGGGCAGAUUGAGAUAUUCACUUGGUCAGCUUCUGGGGCUAUUAUUACCGAAGCCUUUGCAUCAACAUUUCCGACUGUCAUUGCAUAUGUUGUUGACACACCUCGCUCAGCGAACCCAGUAACAUUCAUGAGCAACAUGCUCUAUGCUUGCAGUAUACUCUACAAGACCAGAUUGCCUAUGGUCCUGACUUUUAACAAGGUUGAUGUUGCGAAACAUGAAUUUGCAUUGGAGUGGAUGGAAGAUUUCGAGGCAUUUCAGACUGCACUAGACUCUGAUUCAUCAUAUACAUCAACACUAACAAGGAGCCUUUCUCUGGUACUCGAUGAGUUCUAUAAAAAUCUGCGUUCUGUGGGAGUUUCAGCAGUUUCUGGUAUUGGGAUGGAAGCCUUCUUCCAGGCCAUAGAAGCAAGCGCAAAAGAAUAUAUGGAGAACUACAAAGCUGAUCUUGACAAGAGACGAGCUGAGAAGGAACUGAUGGAGGCGGAGCGGAGGAGAGAGAACAUGGAGAAACUUAAGAAAGACAUGGAGAAAUCAAAAGGCCAAACAGUGGUGCUAAGCACUGGUUUAAAGGAUAAAGAAUCUGCUUCUAAGUUGAUGGACGAAGAUGAUGAGGAAGAGGAAGAGGAUGUAGAGGAUGUGAGGUUCUCGGAGGAAGAUGAGGAGGAAGAUGGUGAAGGUGAAGACGAAGAGUUGUCUCACUUUGCAUUCUAAAGGUACUUGUAUACUUGCAAAACAGGUUCACUGGGUUAAAGAGGAAGGAGCACCCUGGUGUGUUUUUUCAGGAUUGAUAGUCUUGUGGAAUUAAAACUGUCAAUAGAAAUGAUUAACCCUUUGGUAUGCCGGACUUCUUGUGUGUAAAGAUUGAACAUAAUUUUGUUUGACUUGCAUAUAAUCUGUUUUGGCUGACAUCCGCUAAGUUGGAAUAGUAUUGUUUUGCACUUUAACAGUUUGUAAAAUUAUGCUGGCCGUCGACUCCUUUUUCUAUUUUUCAUAAAA